Molecule: messenger RNA, 10580 nt
Organism: Prinia subflava (tawny-flanked prinia)
Lineage: Eukaryota; Metazoa; Chordata; Aves; Passeriformes; Cisticolidae
Gene: TRPM3
Product: transient receptor potential cation channel subfamily M member 3
Exons: 26
Coding region: 127-5355 (1742 amino acids)
Biological process (GO): protein tetramerization; metal ion transport; monoatomic cation transmembrane transport
Cellular component (GO): plasma membrane
Molecular function (GO): monoatomic cation channel activity
Source: RefSeq, a predicted model, not a curated record
GCCAGGCCCGUGCGGAGCCGCCCCGACCCGGCCCGCCCCGGCCCGCCCCUCCGCCGCGCCCGGCAGCGCCGAUAAAGCGCCCGAGGCGAGCCCGGGGCGGCUGCGGGGCUCAGCCGCGCCGCGGGCAUGGAGCAGCGGCGGCUGAGCCCCGGCAGAGCCGGGCGGGGCGGUGGCGGCGGCCCCGAUGGCGCGGCGAGCGGCGGCCGCGGGCGCCUGGCCGAGUCCUGGCGGCGGCUGAGCUCCCGGCGCGGCUCCAAGCGCACAGGACCCUCCUCGCCGGCGCUGGCGGCACAGAAAUCAUGGAUAGAAAGAGCAUUUUACAAGAGAGAAUGUGUUCAUAUCAUACCCAGCACCAAAGACCCCCAUAGGUGUUGCUGUGGGCGUCUAACAGGUCAACACAUUGGACAGGCUCCAAGCACCUCUGUAACUCAGAACGAGAAAAAUGAAACCAGGAUCACUCGCAAUGACAUCCAGUCAGAGAAGUGGUCCAUCAGCAAGCACACACAGCUCAGCCCGACGGACGCUUUUGGAACCAUUGAGUUCCAAGGAGGAGGCCACUCCAAUAAAGCCAUGUAUGUACGUGUGUCUUUUGACACAAAGCCCGACCUUCUUCUGCAUCUGAUGACCAAAGAGUGGCAACUUGAGCUCCCCAAACUUCUCAUUUCUGUGCACGGGGGCCUUCAGAAUUUUGAACUUCAGCCAAAACUCAAACAGGUCUUUGGAAAAGGACUUAUUAAGGCUGCAAUGACAACUGGAGCAUGGAUAUUCACUGGAGGAGUAAACACAGGGGUCAUCCGGCAUGUUGGAGAUGCCCUGAAAGACCAUGCCUCAAAAUCUCGAGGGAAGAUCUGCACCAUUGGUAUCGCACCCUGGGGGAUUGUGGAAAAUCAAGAGGAUCUGAUUGGCAAAGACGUGGUCCGACCAUACCAGACAAUGUCCAAUCCCAUGAGCAAGUUGACAGUGCUGAAUAGCAUGCAUUCUCAUUUUAUUUUGGCUGACAAUGGUACUACUGGUAAAUAUGGAGCAGAGGUAAAGCUUCGCAGACACCUGGAAAAGCACAUUUCACUUCAGAAGAUAAAUACAAGAAUUGGCCAAGGGGUUCCAGUGGUGGCCCUUAUUGUGGAAGGAGGUCCCAAUGUCAUCUCUAUUGUUCUGGAGUACCUGCGAGACACUCCUCCUGUUCCUGUUGUGAUAUGCGAUGGCAGUGGCCGAGCAUCUGACAUCCUUGCCUUUGGCCACAAAUACUCUGAAGAAGGAGGACUUAUCAACGAGUCUUUGAGGGACCAGUUGCUAGUUACCAUCCAGAAGACUUUCACAUACACCCGAACCCAGGCACAGCACCUCUUCAUUAUCCUUAUGGAGUGCAUGAAGAAGAAGGAGCUGAUCACAGUUUUUCGAAUGGGAUCAGAAGGACACCAGGAUAUUGAUUUAGCUAUCCUGACAGCACUACUAAAAGGAGCUAAUGCAUCUGCUCCCGACCAGCUGAGCCUAGCACUAGCCUGGAACAGAGUAGACAUCGCCCGCAGUCAGAUCUUUAUUUAUGGGCAACAGUGGCCGGUGGGCUCCCUUGAGCAAGCAAUGCUGGAUGCACUGGUGUUGGACAGAGUGGAUUUUGUGAAAUUACUCAUAGAAAAUGGAGUAAGCAUGCAUCGUUUUCUCACCAUCUCCCGGCUAGAGGAAUUGUACAAUACGAGACAUGGACCAUCCAACACUCUGCAUCAUCUAGUCAGGGACGUGAAAAAGGGAAAUUUGCCUCCUGAUUACCGGAUAAGUCUGAUUGAUAUUGGGUUGGUGAUAGAGUACCUGAUGGGAGGAGCGUAUCGCUGCAAUUACACCAGAAAGAGGUUCAGAACACUGUACCACAAUUUGUUCGGGCCCAAGAGGCCAAAAGCCCUGAAGCUGUUGGGAAUGGAGGAUGAUGUCCCUUUGCGUCGAGGGAGAAAACCAACAAAGAAAAAAGAAGAAGAAGUUGAUAUUGAUAUGGAUGACCCUGAGAUCAAUCACUUUCCCUUCCCAUUCCACGAACUGAUGGUGUGGGCUGUGCUGAUGAAACGUCAGAAGAUGGCUCUCUUCUUUUGGCAGCAUGGGGAAGAGGCUAUGGCUAAAGCACUGGUGGCCUGCAAACUCUGCAAAGCCAUGGCCCACGAAGCAUCAGAAAAUGACAUGGUAGAUGACAUAUCCCAAGAGCUGAAUCACAAUUCCAGGGACUUUGGCCAGCUGGCGGUCGAGCUGUUGGACCAGUCGUACAAGCAGGACGAGCAACUGGCAAUGAAACUGCUGACCUAUGAGCUGAAGAACUGGAGCAAUGCCACAUGCCUGCAGCUUGCAGUGGCAGCCAAGCACAGGGACUUCAUUGCUCACACUUGUAGCCAGAUGCUGCUCACUGACAUGUGGAUGGGCCGUCUCCGCAUGAGAAAAAACUCUGGCCUAAAGGUAAUUCUAGGGAUUCUACUUCCUCCUUCAAUCCUCAGCUUGGAGUUCAAGAACAAAGAUGAUAUGCCCUACAUGACCCAGGCCAACGAGAUCCAUCUUCAAGAAAAAGAUCCAGAGGAACCAGAGAAGCCAGUGAAAGAAAAAGAAGAGGAAGACAUGGAACUCACUGCAAACAGCAGGAGCUGCCCACAGGACCCCGACUGCAGGCAGGCAGAAGGACCUGCCUACAGGAGCCAAUAUGCAGGCAAGCCGAAGGAGCAGCCCACAAGACCAACCUACAGGACCCGUUUGCAGGCAAUGCUGGGACGGGGGAAUGGAGAGGCCUCAAGAAAGAAAGAGGAUGAGGAAGUUCAGAGCAGGCACAGAAUGAUCCCCAUUGGAAGAAAGAUUUACGAGUUCUACAAUGCUCCCAUCGUGAAAUUUUGGUUUUACACCCUGGCCUACAUAGGCUACUUGAUGCUGUUCAACUACAUUGUGUUGGUGAAGAUGGAUCGCUGGCCAUCUAUUCAGGAGUGGAUUGUCAUAUCAUAUAUUUUCACCCUGGGAAUAGAGAAGAUGAGAGAGAUCCUGAUGUCAGAGCCCGGGAAACUGCCGCAAAAGGUGAAAGUUUGGCUCCAGGAGUACUGGAAUGUUACUGACCUCAUCGCUAUCCUCCUGUUCUCUGUUGGGAUGGUUCUCCGUCUGCAAGACCUGCCUCUCCGGAGCGACGGGCGCGUGAUCUACUGCGUCAACAUCAUUUACUGGUACAUCCGGCUGCUGGACAUCUUCGGCGUGAACAAGUACCUGGGGCCCUACGUCAUGAUGAUUGGGAAAAUGAUGAUAGACAUGAUGUACUUUGUCAUCAUCAUGUUGGUGGUUCUGAUGAGCUUUGGUGUGGCAAGACAGGCAAUUCUCUUCCCCAAUGAGGAGCCUUCAUGGAAGCUGGCGAAAAACAUUUUUUACAUGCCUUACUGGAUGAUCUAUGGGGAAGUGUUUGCAGACCAGAUAGACCCACCUUGUGGUCAAAAUGAAACCAGAGAAGACGGCAAGAUAAUCCAGCUACCUCCCUGCAAGACAGGAGCAUGGAUCGUUCCUGCCAUCAUGGCCUGCUACCUCUUGGUAGCAAACAUCCUUCUGGUGAAUCUUCUCAUUGCGGUUUUCAACAACACGUUUUUCGAAGUCAAAUCUAUAUCAAACCAAGUUUGGAAGUUUCAAAGGUACCAGCUCAUCAUGACAUUCCAUGAAAGACCUGUUCUUCCACCGCCUCUGAUCAUUUUCAGCCACAUGACAAUGAUAUUUCAACAUCUCUGCUGCAGAUGGAGGAAGCACGAAAGUGACCCAGACGAGAGAGACUAUGGAUUGAAACUUUUCAUAACUGAGGAUGAAUUGAAAAAGGUCCAUGACUUCGAAGAGCAAUGCAUAGAAGAGUAUUUCAGAGAAAAGGAUGACAGAUUCAACUCCUCCAAUGAUGAAAGAAUCCGUGUCACUUCAGAAAGGGUAGAGAACAUGGCCAUGCGACUGGAAGAAGUAAAUGAAAGAGAACACUGCAUGAAGGCCUCUCUGCAGACCGUUGACAUCAGGCUUGCUCAGCUGGAAGACAUGAUGGGACGAAUGGUGACUGCCUUAGAAAAAAUGACUGGCAUUGAGAGAGGCGAGACAACUAAGAUACGAUCCAGGACCUCCUCUGACUGUACUGAUGCAGCCUACAUUGUGAGGCAGAGUAGCUUCAACAGUCAGGAAGGAAAUGCCUACAAGCUUCAAGAGAGCAUUGAUCCCACAGGAGAGGAGUCCAUGUCCCCAACGUCACCUACGAUCACACCCCGCAUGCGAAGCCACUCCUUCUAUGCAACAAACAUGAAGGACAAGUGUGGGUUGGAAAAGUUGGAAAGCAUUUUUAAGGAAAGAUCUCCAAGCCUACAUCGGGCAAUCAGUUCCCACUCAAUAGCAAAAGAAGGAAAGGCUCCUUUACCCCCUACCAGCACUUUGUCAAUUGCCCCGGACUCCAGAAGACCUUCAUCUUGUAUAGACAUCUAUGUUUCUGCCAUGGAUGAAAUGCAUUCUGACACAGAACCUCUCGAGAGCUCCAUAAAUAUUCUUGGUCCCGAAGAUGCAGCUCUGCCAACUCACAUAGCCUCUUCCCUUUUAACUAAUAGUGCAUACAUCAGGAGUACAGCUGGUGAAAAGAUCUCUGGCAGAAGUCUUGAUUAUGAGGAAACCUCUGGGAUAGAAACAAGAGCAUUUUCUUCAGACUAUUCACAAAUCACAGACUGCCAAAUCCCAUGGGAUUCAGACCCUCCCUUGUAUCAUACUUUAGAGCGAUCUAAAAGCAGUCGUUACCUGGCUACAACUCCGUUUAUUCUGGAGGAAACACCAAUUGUGAAAUCUCACAGCUUCAUGUUCUCUCCUUCUCGAAGCUACUUCAGCAGCCUUGGCGUCCCGGUCAAAACAGCAGAGUACACAAGUAUUACAGAUUGCAUAGACACGAGGUGUGUGAGUGCUCCCCAGGCCAUUGCAGAGAGGGCCAGUUUCCCUGGAAGUCUCAGGGGCAAAGUGGAAGACUUGGGAUGCUGCCACCCAGAGAGAGAAGCUGAACUAACCCACCCAAGCUCUGACCAUGAGGAUAUUGAGGUCAAAGACAAAAAGGGAAUCGCCUUAUCUCCUCAAGACAGCAGUGCUACAACUCUGCCCAACAGCAUCCCACUCCCAAAAAUAGAGCGAGCCAACAGCUACUCUGCAGAAGAGUCCAAUGUAUUAUAUGCACAGCACACACGAAAGAGCUAUUCCAUCAGUGACAAACUUGACAGACACCGAAACACAGCAGGCCUGCGGAACCCCUUGGAGAGGACUAAGUCCUCAAGGCCAGAGAGCAGUGGGGAUAACCUGUCCACGAGGAGACUGUCAAGAACAGGAGCCUUCUGCAGCUUUGAAAGCAAGCACAGUUAGGCUUGUACAAAGCUCACCAGCAGUCUGAGGAUCAUCUGCUCUUCAGUCUACUUUUCUUAGCAGAAUUUUAAAAAAACCUUCACAUCACCCCAUGUCAAGUCCGAUUGGCAUUAGCCACUGGUCAAGGAAGUACAUUUUGCAUCUCAGCAUCACCACUGAGGUACUGCAUCUUGACCUUUGACAUUUGCACUUAUGAAAAAAGGGAGGGAUGAAAGCUUUACAAAACCUUCAGUAAACAAGCCCCCUUAGUGAAGUCAGAAGAAAUAAAUUAAUAGGUCCAGAUAUCUGUCUUUUAUUAGAGGGCAUUCAAGUUUUUAAGAUGCAGGAAUUAACUGGCAAAAAAGAGGUAUACAAAUUAGAUGUUCUGGACUUCAAUCACAACUUCUUUCUCAUCUAUGUAACCAUUGUGAUGACUGGUGAAAAGCAUUUGUUAUUUCUGUAGGAACUGGCAGCAAACCUAAAGUCUCCCAAGUCCCUUGCAUCCCACAUUUGUGGAAAUGAAGAAAGAUGAACACAAUAACAACUAUAAAUGUUCACUUGUCUCCUUUUUUAUCAACUUCUAGUGCCACAGAAAGUCUGUAUUUUCAAGAGUGGAAAGGGAAAUGAAAUGCCUUUUUUACUGCAACUUAAAUGGAAGAAGAGUUUAUGUUAAAAUGUCAGGUGAUUUCCUGUAUAAAACAGGCAUUUUAGAUUCUAGCACAGGUGAGCAAGCUCAGGAUGAAUGUAAUUAAGUGGAAUAGUAUAUAUUUAUUUUUUUACCACAUUUGUCAUCAGUACGUUGUCUCACUUAAUCAAAGGAUGUGAUGAAACAAUAAGAAUUGGAUGAUCAGAGCAGAGUGUAGUAAUAGUGCCCAGUUCUCACUGCUCAGUUGAAUUAUAUAUGUAAAUUGAGGAGAUUUAACCACCAUGCUGCUACCAGGUUCUUCUUGCUGUUUCGUUUGAGCUGCCGAUUCUUCACAUCACCUAAAAAUGUACAUUUUUAUUUUUCCUAAUGUGAACAUAGCUGUAUUCAGACUUUUAAAAUUAUACAGGAUCUAUCAAGAAAUCUGAAUUCAAAUUCAUGUAAUUAGACUGAAGUUGCUUAAAGGGAAGUAUUUUUGGCAGAGGACUGGAAAACACCAGAAUCUCUAUAUGCUUCUAAGGUAAGUAAAAGAACCAAAGUGGAAUUGCAAGUGUCUGUAAGAAGCAAAAGCCAUCAGUUGUGACUAGGCAUCCACCAUGCAUCAGCAUAUCACACAACGAGCACUUUUAGUAGGAGAAGGUGUGUCUGCAAGGUAGUGCAGUUUCGGGUUUUGGUCAAAGACAGUUGUAACUGCACUGACCGCACCCACAUCCCAAGGGUCUACAUUGUCAACCAGAGUUUCAGACUUCUCAUGAGAUGUUGUCCAGUGGUCACAGGUGGAAGGGUAUACAGAAGACUGGAAAAGGGUGGAGAAGCAUAAACUGCAACUGGAAAAACAAUUCGCAUUCCUUUAUGAUGGCACAACUUUUAAGCUUUUAAAAAGUUGACAGUAGUGCUAUUACAAGUUAAAAUAUCUCAACCGUUACCAAUAUUUGUGUAGAACCAGCUCCUUUUUGUUAUUAAAAAUGAGUGGGGUACAUAUUUCACAUUAUUUAAAUGUGAAUUAUCUUUCAAAGGCAGCUUUGAGAAUAAAAGUUGAUGUUUUCUCACUGAGUCCUCACCCUGGGAGACUCUGAGCACCAACUGAGAGUAAAUUCCAAAAGACAAUUAAUCCAGACAGGAAAAUAAUCAUCAGCCUCAAGAAAAGACACAAAGAAGGUGAAAACAUUUAAUUAACAAGUCACUGCAUUGGAAAGUUCAGGAAACACGGAAAUGCAGCAAGGGGAUGUUAAGAACAAUGUGUUUCACACUUCCUGCACCAACGUGUUCCUUGCUUUCUUCUGUUUGAUCAGGCUUUCAGUGGACUAAACUCCACCAAGACACCAGGUUUAUGCAAUUGCCUUGCAGCCCAUGUGCAGCAUUACAGUCACAUGGGGAUACCAAGAAAGGUCAGAAACCUUUCUGUGCAUUAUGAAGCACGCUUGUGGAAGGCUGAUUGUUGAACAAUAGCAAAAUGCCCAAGGGCAAAGGAACUUGUGUUUAACAAUAUGCUUCAAAUGUGCCAACCUUCUGUUAGCAGCCUUUCUUAAGGCUUCUCCAAAUCUAUCUAUCUAUGGAGAGUAGAGGGGGAUAUUCUUACUUUGUUUUCUUUGUUACUUUUAUGAAUGUCUGCUAAAACUAUUGUUGACUCUUUCAUCUUCAUCAUAUUACUGGUCUACUCAAGAGGAAUUUCAGAUUCAUUAGAAAUUCCUCAACAAUGUUUAGUGAAUUAGUUCAAGGCAUAGGGCUCUCCUCUGGGGUAGAUUCUGGUUUGUUUGUCAGGGUAAAGAAAUUUGCCAAGCCCAGAAGCUGUAUAAAUGUUUAGGAUACAGCACCUUAUUGAUCUGGAGCACACAUUCCAGGUAAAAUGAAACAGAACACUUUAUUUACCUCUUAAAAUUUGCCAUUAUAUAUAAAAUGUAAAUUCAGAUGUUAAAAGUGUGAUUGCAAGAUGUCAGAACACUACUUUCCCUGAAUGUUUCCCAUUUAUUCUACAACGUGGUGUCUAUAGAAUAUAUUAUGAUGGAUGUUAGAUUAUUUUAUUUUCACAUUGCAUCAAACUGCUCUUUUUGAAUUUGAUGAUAAAAACACCCAUUUCUUGCAAUGGGACCAGACUUCCCAUUCUCGAUAUUACGACCUUUUAGUGAGAUAGAAGUCUCAUCAUCCAUCAUCAUGUAGCUAUAGCAUGUGCCAUAUGAUGUAUUCUGUAUCAAAGGAUAGCUUAUGAAAUAGACACAUAUAUAGUUGUGACAUGUGGUAAUAUUAGUGAACGUUACAGGACAGUUAUAAUAUCUCAUUACAUGGUCUUGUUUGUAAAUCUGUAACAUUCAAUAAAAUAGCACAUGUUGCAUCAAACAUUAAGUUCCACUAUCCAAUUAUUAUCUUACAUAUGGAAAAUGCAUUUCCGGUCACAGUGUGUAAGUUUGGUAUGUUUCACACAUUUCUUUGUAUAGCUCCACUUAAAUGUCUGUAUGAGCUGAUGUAUAAACCUCUAAUGAGCCACUGUGGGCUGUGACAGAUGAGUUGUGAUGGUGUGAAAGAUGAACUGGCAUGUUAUGCAAAAUAUUAUAAGAUAAAUGAACUUUAAUCAUAUUUUAAAACUCAACUGAGCUUAGCUGUUUGUUUACAUAUGCUGGUUGACUGAGGAAGCAGUGUGCAGUAUUUUAUAAAUAUUUUCCUAUAGUAAUCCAUUUUGUUGUUUCCUGUUUAAGUGAUUCUAUUCUACAGUUGGGGUAUACACUUGUCUUAGGUAUUGUAUUAUAGCACAUUAUUCUUUCACAAUAACAGUGUGAUAUGACUGAAGUAGUUUCUCUUCCUUACAGUCCAGUCAUUUUUAUGUGAAAGAAAAUGCAUGCAUUGUUCCAUGAGUUUCUUCAGACUGCUAGGAGACUUAACAUUUUGCUAUUGCCUGCCUGUAAAGAUGAAUCCAGUUAGGAAUGAAUUCAAACUUUUGGAUGUUUACAUUAUUUCCAUUAUUUUUGAUCUUUAGCAAAGUAAGUGAUUUUUAAAUUAUUUUUAAAAGACAAUUGUAUUUUAUGAAAUUUGAACACAAAAUGCGAACCUACAGCAGUGCUCAGACAUUUGGCUCUCUCUUUUUUUCGGAAGAGAUCAGGUGCUACACUAUUUUCUUAGCACAAGUGCCAGAUAACAAAUGGCAGUGAGGGGAUAAUUUGAAAAUAUAAUGAAAAACCAAACAUCCAUUCAUCUACAUACGGAAAUCCCUCUGGGUUCCAGACAUAGAUUUUUUUUUUCCCAUUUAUAGAUUUUUUGAUAAAAAAACCCAAUGAAACUGAUUUGUCCAUUUUGCAGAAAGGAUAGCCUUUUGUCAGGGGAUAAAUAUCUUAGUUAGGUAUAUUUUUUGUAUGAGAAGAAAAUGAUUUGUUUCUUAGAAACUGUCAGUGCAUGGAAAAUGCAACUGCAUGAAUAAUUGCUCAAAAAAAAAAAAAAGUGCUGGUAGCAGCACACAGCCUUAGUCCGAUGACUGCAGUGGGUGCAAGCCAGUAUCUGUCCUGAGAGCAGAAACAAUCAAAGGUAUUAGAGUGAGCUAGUGAAACAAAAUUCUCUGUAAAUUCAUGGUGCAGGUUCCAGAGACAAGCAUAAAUGUCUUGUUAUGUUGCUCAGGUUAAACACUGAAGAGGAUCUGAUAAUCACCCGAAGGGAAAGUGGGAGCUGGUUUUUCCUGGAUUUCCCUUGGAAUGCUUAAGUAGUUGUAAUGUCUUCCCCUGCUUAAAAAUGAUAAUAUAUUUGCAUUUUUGCACAAAUACGCGUGAUUGGUUCAACAAAGGCCACAUUUUCAGUUCUGUUGAGAAGUACUAGGUAGAGAUCAUCUUCAAAAAAAAAAAAAAGGGUAAGAUUCCUAGCAUGAAUUUUCCCUUCAACCACCUUAGAUAAAAUCACAGUCCAAACUGGGAUGAGAAGUGACACACUGGGGGUAACUGCUUACCUAGUGAAACCCUUCCCUUUCACUGUCCUUGCCACACUCUGGCAUAGGAGCAGUAGUAUUGGAUGCAGAGGGACUUUGUUUCUGCACCCUGCUUUAUAGCCAGUCAUACAGUAAACACUACAGGUCACACAGGUGUCUCUUCUCCAUGAUUGACUACAAUUACAGUGGUGCAAAUCUGCAGAAAAUCCACUGAUUUCAGUGGUAUACUCUAACUUCUGUCAGGAGAUGGAUUUAUUCUGCAUUUCUAACUCAAUAUUACUUUGAGUCAAGGCAUGAAUUACACUAUAUCAUCUUCAAAUUGGGAGUCUAAUGAUGGAGCCAUUGAGCCAGUCUGGUUGUGAAACAGUCUGCAACCUUUUAAUUUUUGCUGUAUGCUUUCAGAUCAUUCAUAGAGCUACACAAUACUUAUUUCACAUGGCUCAUAGGUAAAAAUAUUUGAUUAUUAAAUUGCUGCUGUUUCUGCUGCAGGGAAGUGAUAACUUUUGUUUAUUUUAGUAUUUGGGAGGGAGGGGGAAGGGACAGAAGAGGGAAUUGGAUGUGAAAUACAGUUUUAUGCCAGCACAAGAGAAAAUUGUAUUAAAGUGAUAUCUUUUUUCCACCACUGCAGUUGUACAGGACGAGAGUCUAUUUGCUGCUACUUCUGUCUGGAACAGUGUUUGCAAUAUUCUAUACUAAUACCUA